AUGGAGCCUAAACAUCGUGAUACUACUGGUGAAAGAAUGCCUAAAACUGGUUAUAUAAAUCAUAUUACAAAUGAUGAUCGUGAAGUAGAAAUGGACAAUAAUUUACAAAAAGUUGAUAGUUAUCUUGAAAACUUAAAACAUAUAGCAGUUGAUAUGGGUCAUGAAAUCACAAAUCAAAAUCAACAGAUUGAACAUAUUACAAAUAAAACUGACGUUGGAAUUGAACGUGUAAAUGAGGCUAAUGUACAAGCAAAAGACUUGCUUCAAAAUGGUUAA
Molecule: messenger RNA, 276 nt
Organism: Rotaria sordida
Lineage: Eukaryota; Metazoa; Rotifera; Eurotatoria; Philodinida; Philodinidae
Source: the annotation of a GenBank genome assembly